CUAGAACACGCCACGUCACUCUUCACCGGAACUCAAUCGUCUUGAUCAUGGGUGGAUGGAGUUUACCGACGCCAAGUCUCCCGACGCCGAGCUUACCAACAGGCUUGCCAGCGUCUUUGGCUCGAUUCACACGCCGCGUCAGCAAGACUGCCAGCAACAGUUCGAGCUCAUCGUCACCACAGAAGACAUCGAGCUUUAAACUCUACGCCAACAUGGUUAGUCAGCCCAGUCGUGCAGCUGCAUGGGCUCUAAAGGUCAAAGGAGCAGACUACGAGUUUGUGGACGUCGAGUUCGGCGGAGAACUUAUCAAGUCAGACGAGUUUAAGACGUGGAACCCCAAUGCGCUCGUCCCCGUGCUUCGCGACGGCGAGUUCUCUCUCUUCGAAGGCAACGCCAUUCUGGCUUAUUCUGCUGUGAAACUCGGCUGGAAGGACUUGUACCCGACCGACAUACAGACGCGCGCCAAGGUGGACGAGUUCUUGAACUGGCAUCACACCAACACGCGGUUGUUCACCGUGCAGAUUCUUCGUCCAGCUGCAGCUAAGGCGUCAGGCAAGGCGUCACCUUCCGACUUUACGUUUUUGGAGAACGUAGCUGCUCUUAUUGAAAAGGAGAUGACGCUUCUCGAGACGUUCCUGGACAAGGACUACGUCGCGCAUACUGGUGCGCCAACCAUCGCUGACUACGCCGCGUACUGCGAGAUCGAUCAGCUGGAGAUGAUGGGAUACAACUUUGAGAAGUACCCAAAGGUGACGGCUUGGAUCGCACGGAUGAAGCAAAUUCCCCAUCAUGACGAAGUGCGCGAAGACCUCGAUAAGUUCUUGACCAAGCUCGGUCUGCGGGCAGAGGCCAAGACGAACAAACCGUAA
This is a messenger RNA of Phytophthora infestans T30-4, 869 nucleotides long. RefSeq lists its product as uncharacterized. Gene Ontology annotation, cellular component: cytoplasm. Gene Ontology annotation, biological process: glutathione metabolic process. Gene Ontology annotation, molecular function: glutathione transferase activity. The transcript has 4 exons. Lineage: Eukaryota; Oomycota; Peronosporomycetes; Peronosporales; Peronosporaceae. The record is from RefSeq and is a predicted model, not a curated record. The coding region runs from base 48 to 869 and encodes 273 amino acids.